Molecule: messenger RNA, 309 nt
Organism: Dracunculus medinensis (Guinea worm)
Lineage: Eukaryota; Metazoa; Nematoda; Chromadorea; Rhabditida; Dracunculidae
Source: the annotation of a GenBank genome assembly
AUGCAGGGACGAGUAUUAUUCGCGAGUGGCAGUCCAUUUCCAAACGUGGAACUGAAUGGGAAAAUUUUCAAACCGGGACAGGGAAAUAAUUCGUACAUUUUCCCCGGGGUGGCUCUCGGAAUAAUAUUGUUCAAAAAAGUUGCUUCAUGUGUGAGCGACCACGAUUACUCCGUCGGGCGAAUAUUUCCACAUCUGAAGAGAGUGCGCGAGAUUUCCGUACAAAUAGCUGUCAAAAUAGCGAAACAUUGUUACAAUAAUCCACGACACUGGGUGAAGUUCUACAGGAGUGAACCUAUCCGAAAAUCCUGA